UACUCAAUACUUUCACUUUAAGUUUUGUCCAAAACUUCAUUAGGUGCAUUUAUUUUUUAAAUUUCAUUUAUAAUUAUAUUAGUCAAACAGAAGCUAACCUGUCCUAGCAAAUACCUCCAAAAGGAAAAAAUAGAAUCAAGAAAAAACCCAACAAUUAAAAUGGCAACAAAUCUUGAAGAAUUACAAGUAGCCAUUAAUGGAGAAAAAGACGAUGAAGAAGAACAAAAGUUUCUUGAACAACCGAUGAGCCCAUCUUCACAAUGUUUCAACACAUCAAUCCUCUGUUACAGUAUUCUCGCUUUUCUUGAAUUCGAAUCCGAAAUCAUUGACUCAAAAAUCUCACAACAUUUACAAAAACUAUUACCAAUUCUCAACCCAAGAUUCACUUCGAUCGUCCUGCGAAACGUCGACGGCACGCAGCGAUGGCGGAAACUAAACGUAGAUAUGGUUCAUCUAGACGAAGAUCACAUCAAAGUGGCAGAAUUUCCGAAAGGUUUAACACCGAAAGAUUACGAUAAACACUUGGAAGAUUACGCGUUCGCAAUACAUAAAGAAGGGUUCCCGGAAGGAAAACCGUUGUGGCAAGUGCACCUGAUCAAGUAUCCGACGAGCAACGCCGUGUCGACGUUGAUAUUUAAACUGCAUCAUGUUCUUGGUGACGGGUAUUCGCUUAUGGGGAUAUUGUUGUCUUGUUUACAAAGAGUUGAUGAUCCUUCGCUUCCGAUUACUUUUCCGACUUCGACUAAAUUGUUGAAGAAGAAUAAGAGAAAUUGCUCUCAGGGAUUGAAAUUUGUGUCGGUGUGUUGGAAUACUGUUUUGGAUUUCGGAGAUAGUGUGAUACAAUCAAUGUUGGGAGAAGAUGAUAAGACGGUGAUCCGGUCGGGGAAGCCGGGAUUGGAGUCGGAGCCGAUUAGUAUCUCGUCGAUUUCUUUGUCUCUUCAAGACAUUUCACUUGUCAAGUCUAAGGUUAAUGGGACUGUGAAUGAUAUAGUGGUCGGAAUAAUAUUCUACGGCAUACGACUUUACAUGCGAAAAAUGGGUCAAGAGUCAAAGGACGCUAAACGUGUACGAGCAUUUGUGGUAGUGAAUACGCGAAUGUUGGCCGGGUACCAAAGUGUAGAGGAGAUGGCAAAAGCAAACACAUAUGGGCAUCGAAUAAGUUGUUUCCCGUUGCGAGUACCGACAAGCGGAAAUGUCGAGAAAAUGAAUCCCAUGGAUUUUGUUCUGAAAGCGAAGAAGACGAUGAGAAGGAAGAAGCACUCUUUGGCAGUGUUUCUCACUGGUGGUCUCCUUCAUUGGAUGGGGAAAAUCAAAGGAGCAGAGGGAAUUUCUAGUUUCAUUUAUAAGAACUCGAAAAAGACGAGCUUAGGGAUUUCGAAUUUGGUCGGUCCAAGAGAGAAGACAGCAAUGGCAGGGCAUCCAGUUAAAGGAUUCUACUUUGCGGUCAUGGGUACACCUCGGAGUUUGGGGAUCUACAUUAUGAGCUAUAUGGACAAGUUAAGACUGGUGGUCACUGCAGAAAAAGAGUUCAUCGAUUCCGAACUGCUUGUUUCUUGUAUGAAAGAGGCAUUUCAAAACAUAUAUGAAGCAUCUUCAUGGAAUGAUAAAGAUAGGGAAGUAUUUCUUCAAAAACCUUGAGUAGAAUUUUAAGUUUCUUCAGAACAGCUAGCACAAACUAAAAAAGAAAGAAAGAUCCCUAGCUAGUAGUAUCAAUUGUUCAUAAACUAUUUAGAGUUUUGAUUGUGCAUUCAAUUUCAUUGUGUAAUUAAUUAAUUUUAUGCUGUAUAUGUGGUGUUCUUGAACUUGGUCAUUCAAAAUUUGAUUAUUUAGACUAUCAAGUAAGCGAGCAAAUUAGUUUAGACUGAUGAAAUGAAGUCGUAUUCAUA
This is a messenger RNA of Papaver somniferum (opium poppy), 1886 nucleotides long. RefSeq names its product O-acyltransferase WSD1-like. Gene Ontology annotation, molecular function: long-chain-alcohol O-fatty-acyltransferase activity; diacylglycerol O-acyltransferase activity. The coding region runs from base 160 to 1638 and encodes 492 amino acids. The record is from RefSeq and is a predicted model, not a curated record. Lineage: Eukaryota; Viridiplantae; Streptophyta; Magnoliopsida; Ranunculales; Papaveraceae. Gene Ontology annotation, cellular component: plasma membrane. The transcript is spliced from 4 exons. Gene Ontology annotation, biological process: triglyceride biosynthetic process.